This is a messenger RNA of Etheostoma spectabile (orangethroat darter), 2903 nucleotides long. It is a transcript of the gene tbc1d20, whose product is annotated as TBC1 domain family, member 20. The record is from RefSeq and is a predicted model, not a curated record. NCBI's taxonomy places the organism in Eukaryota, Metazoa, Chordata, Actinopteri, Perciformes, Percidae. The transcript has 8 exons. Gene Ontology annotation, biological process: endoplasmic reticulum to Golgi vesicle-mediated transport; positive regulation of GTPase activity. Gene Ontology annotation, molecular function: GTPase activator activity. Gene Ontology annotation, cellular component: endoplasmic reticulum membrane. The coding region runs from base 391 to 1590 and encodes 399 amino acids.
UUCGACUCUCAUCAUUUUGACCUACGUCAUCUUCAGUCAGUCUGAGCAGUGAAGCUAGCUAAAGCUUUGUAUCCUAUUAGUCGCUUUUGUCAAUGUAAACAUGUAGCCGUUUCACUGAAGUAACCGUAUUGCUAUUAAGCGGAGUUCCCUACUUGUUAACCAGUUUGUCAAUAGUACGAAUAAUGAUGGCUGUGUCGCCGAAAAUAGCAGGGCUGUGUAACGGUAGCUAGUAUGACAACCAGCUAGCUAGCUAACACUGAAUAGCUAGCUAACUAUCGGGUCGUGUUUUAGUAUGAGGCUUGCCUUGGUUAAUUAGCUAGACAGCUAACGUUAGCUAGCUUCCAGUUGACAGCAAUGAAGGGCUAACUCGAGUCAAGAACUGGAGAUAAAAUGAAUACAUCUAGAAGUGCUGGUGCCUCGUCCAAUGUAAAUGGAAAACAAAUGAACAACUGGGAUACCAGACGGAAGAGGAAAAUUGCAGACAUCACACUGGCCCUUAGUGCGAGUCCAGUGGAUGUGGCUGCUUUGAGGAGGAUGGCUAUCAGUGAAGGAGGUCUGCUGACUGAUGAAAUACGCUGUCAAGUCUGGCCUCGGCUUCUCAACGUCCCUCCUCACGUCUUGGAACAAGAGCCAGAAACGGUAGAGCGGGAGAAUAACAAAGACUACAACCAGGUGUUGCUGGAUGUCCAGCGCUCACUGCGGAGGUUUCCCCCUGGUAUGCCAGAUGAGCAAAGGGAGGGUCUCCAGGAAGAACUAAUUGACAUCAUCCUCCUCGUUCUGAAACGCAAUCCCCAGCUGCACUACUACCAAGGAUACCAUGACAUUGUUGUCACCUUCUUAUUGGUCCUUGGAGAGCGCCUUGCAACUGCUCUUGUGGAAAAGCUCUCCACACACCACCUCAGGGACUUCAUGGAUCCUACCAUGGACAACACAAAACACAUUCUGAACUAUUUGAUGCCCAUCAUUGACAGGGUCAACCCUGAGGUGCAUGACUUCAUGCAACAGGCUGAGGUGGGGACAGUCUUCGCCCUCAGUUGGCUGAUCACCUGGUUUGGCCACGUCCUGUCAGACUUCCGCCAUGUUGUCCGGUUGUACGACUUCUUCCUGGCCUGCCAUCCAUUGAUGCCCAUCUACUUUGCUGCUGUGAUUGUACUGUACAGAGAAGAGGAGGUGUUGGAGUGUGAAUGCGAUAUGGCCAUGGUCCAUCACCUGCUGUCUCAGAUUCCCCAGGAUCUGCCAUAUGAGACACUCAUCAGCCGAGCAGGAGACCUCUUUGUCCAGUUCCCUCCCUCUGAGCUGGCCAGAGAGGCUGCCUCACAUGACGGCAUGGCAGCCUCUACCUUCAAGGACUUUGACCUUGCGUCCACUCAACAGCGACCAGACUCUGUUUUCCGUCGCCGACGCAGACUGAAGCAGGCUGCGCUCGAGAGCUCAGCAGCGAACGCAGUAGUGGCGGUAGCCCAACCUUCAACGGCACGGCGGCUUGUUCGCCUGGCUGUCAUGGGUCUCACAGUGGCUUUAGGGGCAGCAGCUCUCGCUGUGGUCAACACUGCCUUGGAGUGGGCCCCCAAACUGGACUUGUUUCCUUGAACUGCUCUUCUUACCCCUAUGCUCCAACUGUAUCUGUCCUUGACUGGUUCUAACUGGUUGGUCUGUUUCCAAGAAAACUCUAAUUUAUGGAACCACAAACCAUGCUGUCGAUAACACUGGCUGGAGUUUACCCUCUAAUCUGAACCAGUUAACGCUCCUCUUUCGUCUUCUAGGAUGUGUCUUAACAUCCUAUGUAGGGCUUCUCAGGCUCCAGCUGAAGGUCCUUUUAUGACUCCUGAAGAGCCUGCACCAGUAUAACAACAACCACUACUGCUGGUGUGUGAAAUGAAGAAUCCACCCUGUGAUAAGGAAUAGACUGUUUUUCUAAGAACUAUUACUGAUGGGGUCAUUGUUAAAGUUUAUUUAUAUUUGGUAUUAGGAUAAUCUGAUAUUGAGUUAUGCUUACAGAUAUGUAUGCUGAAAGCUUGGUGGACUCACUACACUUGAAACUGCUGCCAAUUAGAGAGCAUGUGUGUGUGCGUGCGUGUGUGUUUGUGCGUGGGUGUGUGUGCGUGCGUGUGGUCGCAACCCAUUUGUUAUUCAUUUGAUACCUGGACUGAGACCAAAUAGAGUAUUGUUAGAGUCCUCUCUGUAUAAUUUAUAGGUGUAUAAACAGGUAUAUAGAGAUAUGUUCAUGACACACAGGCACUUUUUAAGGCCACCAUUGUGUUAUGUUUGAGGUCAUGUCACUUUUUUUAAGAAGUUCAAAUAAGCCUUUUUAGUGAAGAAACAAAUCUUCCUCACUGGGUCAGAGUAUCUGUAAAACAUGUCAACAGUUUUCACCCCUGACACCCUACACAUUUUAAUUUUGGCUCAUGGUUGGGGUCAGCAAAGCUAUCUGCGAGAAGUUUUAAACAAAAUGUGUUUUAGUAUAAUCAAAGUAAAUAUUGUAUCUCAAGACCUCAUAGGAUUAGACCCCAGAAUGGAGCUUUCACAGUCCAGGAAAUAAAAAAAAUCUACCAAUAUCGAAACUGUUUUACUAGAACUUUCUAAUUAUUCAGUCACCUAACUGUUUGGUUGCAUAACCUUAAAAUGGGUCUGUGUUGUAAGGAUUAGGAUAUGCUUUCUGCAUCACUUUUUAUGGAGUAGAUGAUUGAAUCUCUCUCUGUUUAGCAACACACACACUCACUCAAUGCCUCGUUAACAUAAAAUAUCAGAGCUGGUGUAAAUAGCAGGUAAAAUGAAGUGGAGAAUGUGGUCUUAGGGUUGGCACAGUGGGGACCCAGUUUGCACUGACUGCAUUACUUUUGCAAAAAUCACUUUGAAAUCCGUUUGAUAGGUGCUUUUCUUGCUGUAAGGGUGUUCCUGUUGGG